AUGGGUGCCGUCUCGCUUCCCGCGCUAGAGAUGACGGAUGAAACGUGGGAGAACGGCAGCUUCGCCAGCCCGUCGCCCGGACUCCCCCUGUUUCUGCUCAUGUUCAACGACAGCAUUCUGAACGAGACGCUGUUUAACUCCACCAACUGCAGCGUCCCUGAUGUCCCCUCAGGUCCCAGUGUGGAGGGGGUCCUCAUACCGCUCAUAUACAUAAUCGUGUGUAUCAUCGGCCUCGGUGGAAACACUUUGGUGAUUCACAUUGUGCUGCACUACUCAAAGAUAGAGUCGGUGACCAACAUCUACAUCCUCAACUUGGCCAUUGCUGACGAGCUCUUCAUGAUCGGUCUGCCCUUCCUGGCGGUGCAGAACACGCUCCAGUCGUGGCCGUUCGGCUCCUUCAUGUGCCGCCUGGUGAUGACGGUCGACUCCAUCAACCAGUUCACCAGCAUCUUCUGCCUGACGGUGAUGAGCAUUGAUCGCUACUUCGCUGUAGUCCACCCCAUCCGGUCGUCAAAGUGGCGGCGUCCUCAGGCGGCCAAAGUGGUGAACGGCACGGUCUGGGCUCUGUCGUUUCUCGUCGUUCUGCCGGUGGUGAUCUUUGCCAACAUCCAGAAAGCAGGAGGAACCUGUAACAUUGCCUGGCCGCAGCCGGCUAACAUCUGGCGGGCGGCUUUCAUCAUUUACACCUCGACGGUGGGAUUCUUCUGCCCUCUUCUCAUCAUCUGCCUCUGCUACCUGCUCAUCGUCUUCAAGAUCCGCAGCUCGGGGAAAAAAGUCCACGCCACCUCCACCAAGCGCAGGAAGUCGGAAAGAAAAGUGACACGCAUGGUCGUGAUCGUUGUAGCUGUGUUUGUCUUCUGCUGGCUGCCGUUCUACGCCCUCAACAUCAUCAACCUGUUGGUGUCGCUGCCCUCAGAGUACAAGGGGCUCUACUAUUUCGUGGUCGUGCUCGGCUACGCUAACAGCUGCGCCAACCCCAUCGUCUACUGCUUCCUGUCGGACAACUUCAAGAGGGGUUUCCGCAAAGCCCUCUGCCGCUCCACGAGGAAGGUGGAGAACCUCGAGCCCAUGGAGCGCCAGCAGCAGCAGAAGGAGGGCAGGUCGGCGCUCAUGCCCAGGGAGAGCCUGAGGCGGGCGGCCAGGGACGAAGAUGACGACGACGAAGAAGACGUCUCAGAAAUGACCGAGAUCUACAGAAUCGCCCAAAACGGCAAUGGCAGCUUCCAGCCGCAGAGCUCGCAGCCUCUGUUGUCCGAGAAAGGAGCGACUCCAGGAGGGGCGGAGCUGUCGUCCCCAGAAAGGAGGGACAAAUCUGGUGACUUGAAGGGGAAAGAUGGAGCCAACGGAUCCACGCUGACUGUACCGCUGCUUCUCAAUGGAACCAAAAAUGGGAGCAUUAAAACUCUGCCAGAGGAAACACUGGACCAGAGCACCUCACUGGAGAUAAGUUACUUAUAA
This is a messenger RNA of Anoplopoma fimbria (sablefish), 1458 nucleotides long. It is a transcript of the gene sstr3a, whose product is annotated as somatostatin receptor 3. The coding region runs from base 1 to 1458 and encodes 485 amino acids. The transcript has a single exon. Gene Ontology annotation, biological process: neuropeptide signaling pathway. Gene Ontology annotation, cellular component: membrane; neuron projection. The record is from RefSeq and is a predicted model, not a curated record. Gene Ontology annotation, molecular function: somatostatin receptor activity; neuropeptide binding. NCBI's taxonomy places the organism in Eukaryota, Metazoa, Chordata, Actinopteri, Perciformes, Anoplopomatidae.